AUGUUUUAUCUUUUAUGUUUCAGUUUCACUCAGAAUUUAUCAUCAGUAUUGUUAGAUCCAAAAUGUUCACGAACGGAAAUACAAAAUUUUUUCACCAGACACUGGGGUGAUUCAUUUGUGCCCAAAAAUCAAAUAUCACCUGCAUUGUCAUUACCGUCUAUAUCAUUAGAUCAUUUCAAGAAAUAUCUUAAAACUAUUGCUAAGAAACAUCAUCAGUGUUUAAGAGCUAAAUAUGCAGGACGACAUGAUGAGGAUACACGUGUUGAUGUCGAUGAUGUGCCAUUGAUUCUAUUGGAUCCGCAUUUUUCUCUGGCUGAUUUAUCUACCUUUGAAGCAAUUUUCUUGGAGCCUAUUCCUGGUGAAGUUGACCGUUUGCAAAUGACUGAUAAGGCAUAUACAACAUUUCUGGAACGACAACCUUGCGGUAGUGGUAUAUCAUCAUCAUCAUCUAUGUCAAAUAUUUCCGGUGAUUUGAAGUCAUCAUCGUUACAGAUGCAUGACUCAUACAAGGCAGCAAAUGGUCGUUAUUUUAGGCCAUAUGAUAAGCUACAAAAAUGUCUUGAAUUUUAUCACGAUUUAGUUGAUGUAAGAUUAAACAAUCAAUUAGCGCUGAAAUCUAAUGCAUUUUGGAAAGCAGUUAUAUCAUGUGGAAGUUUAAGUGGUGAAUUGACAGAUGCUAUGAAGAAAGUUGCAGUAGUAAGGCAAAAUUUGAAGAAAGUGGAUGAAAAGUUGUAUCAUCGGAUGACAAAAAUUGUAACCAUAUAUAAAAUACGACAACAACAGGAGAAAGUGCUGCAAAAAUUGCGAGAUAUGGCUUGCCUUCGAGAUGCUCAGCUAACCGUUCAAAUGUUAUUAAAUCAAAAUGACUAUCCGAAAGCUUUAGAAUGUAUCGAAACAGCGCAAGAUGUUUUAAACAACGAAUUACGAGGUGUUAUAUGUUUCAGGCAUCUUGGUUCACAAUUACAAGAGCUAAAUAAGGUAAUUGCAAAAAUGCUUUAUGAAGAAUUUGUAACUUUGAUACAAAAAGAAAUGGGACGACCAUGUGAAACCGAGAAUGAUGCUGCUUAUCAAGGGGGACAUAUAAAUCCGAUUGUAAUUGGAUUAUUGGAAGUGAAGGAAUAUCGUUUUAUACAUAUAUUGCAGCAAGAAAUAGUUGUAGCAUUAAAAAAUUCACUAAGACAAAUAAUAAAAACACAUGUGGUGCAAAAUAUGGAUGAUCAUGAGUUAACGGAAUUUGACCCAUCACUUGGUAAUUUGAGCACUCAAAUGCGAAGAUUGAAUUUUGAUCAGUGGUUCGAGACAUUGCAACAUGUCUUACGUGUCCUUUAUCUGAUGUGUCGUAGGGUACAGAAUAUUCAGGAAGUUAUUCUGGAUAACAUUAAUCAAUUUUCGGAAAUACUUGCUAGCAGACCUGUCCGAAAUCAGGAAAUUACCGAUGAGAUUAACUCUGUCCAGGAACUUACGGAUCCGAAUAAGUUCACAUGUUCGACUAAUGAUACAUCAUUUCCGGUACAAUUAAUAGAUACUGAUGAUGAUGGUGAUGAUGAGAUUACAAAACCGGAAACAGAUGAUGAAUUGGAAGUGAACAUCAAUCGUACAUUAAGGAAUAGUUCACUGGAAGCACAAAAUAUUGCAAUACCAUCAUCAUCAAGUAAUGGAAAAACUAUGGAAAAUGUUGAAAAUUCGCAAAAUAAAAUAGCAAAUGGACAGAGAAGUAUUUCUCAGGUGUCAAUGACUGCAACACCAUCUUCUUUUCUGUCAAUACCAUGUAGGACGAUCAGUCAGGUAAAACUAUCAAUAGCUUUUCUCACUGAACAUACAACAUAUAUGGCUCAGGAACGCAGUUGUCGUCUAAUAGCUGCUAGAUCAAAAGAUGGCUUCCUUGAACGGUUGUCGUUGUCCGAGUUUGAUAGUGUAAUGCGUGCUAUCGAAGAAUUUGUUUGUAAUUGUCAAAUGUUAAUUGGAAAUGAAAAGAAAUUCUCGUCGCCUUUGCGUUUAUGUGUUCUUCAACAAGGCAGUAGUUUCAUUAGGAAAUUUCAUGAAGAUAGAAAAACUAAAUUGAGUAAUAUUUUGGAUACAGAAACUUGGCGCUCCGGUGAUGUACCGGAACACUUUCAGCGAAUUGCUGAUUUGUGCUUGCGAACAAAUCGUUUAUCUGAUGUUGGAUCAGUAGAAAUUGGAAAUUCUGCUUCGUUUAAACCUAAUUUAUUGGUCGAUGGAGAACCAUAUGUUGUUGCAGGAACGGCUUUUAUUCUGCUGCAAAUGAUGGCUCAGUAUUGUGAUGCUUUAGCUGUACUUCCGGAAUAUGCUUCUGAACUUCUGAUGUGUCUGGUGGAAUUGUUGAAAAAUUAUAACAGUCGUAGUUGCCAGUUGAUUCUUGGAGCAGGUGCUUUACAGUUGAUUGGCCUCAAAUCGAUAAGUGUUCGACAUUUAGCCCUUUCCUCGAGAUGUCUACAACUGAUAAUUCGAUUUGUGCCAUUUAUUCGAGCAGCAUUUCAAGAAAAGCUUUCUGCUGACAAACAACCUUUGCUACGACAUGUCGAUCAGUUAGUUAGAGAUUACAAUGAUCAUUCACAAGAGAUUGUGAACAAACUGAUUACUGUCAUCGAUCAUCAUCUUCUUAUGCAGCUUCAAGUGUGGGAUAUAAAAGGCUCUGUACCAUCGCCAACAUUCCAGCAGAUGUGUCGACAGCUUGUAAAAUUCUAUAAUGGUCUUACCGGAAUUAUGCCAGAAAGCAUGAUUAAAGAUUUAUUUCUUCGAGUUCAUAAGAAUUUUAAGGAUAAUCUGAAAGCUCAGUUAAAUGAAAUGAAUAUUACUCCACAUGAUUCACUAACAUAUGGAUUGGUAAGCCAGGAAUAUACGUUUUUUAUCAAAAACUUGCAAGCUAUACCAUGUUGCAGUGAUUUAAAGAAUGAGUCAAUUAAUGAAGCUCUUUUCGCUAAGAAUUAG
Brugia malayi is the source of this 2949-nucleotide messenger RNA. It is a transcript of the gene Bma-vps-54, whose product is annotated as Vps54l-like protein, putative. The transcript has 19 exons. The coding region runs from base 1 to 2949 and encodes 982 amino acids. Lineage: Eukaryota; Metazoa; Nematoda; Chromadorea; Rhabditida; Onchocercidae. Gene Ontology annotation, molecular function: syntaxin binding. Gene Ontology annotation, biological process: retrograde transport, endosome to Golgi; Golgi to vacuole transport. Gene Ontology annotation, cellular component: GARP complex. The record is from RefSeq and is a predicted model, not a curated record.